AUGGAGGAAAAAUACGACAACGUUCUCUUUUCACUGGCGAAAUCACUGCCUGGAGGUAUUCCAGAGCUUUUCGAUGUUUUCUUCAGUUUUUUGGCGAGGAAAACUGACUUCUAUUCUGGUGCUGGAAUCGAAGAAGCUCGAGCUCUGAUGACGACGUAUUUUGAGAAACAUGGCAAGGAAGCUUUUGAGAAAGCUGCAGAAUUAAAGAAAAAACGAGAAGAAGAGGAGAGGAAACUUGCUGCUAAACGAGCAGCUCAGAAGGCCAAAGAGGAGGCAGAAUUUAAGGCAGCUCAGCAGCAAGCAAACAGUACCAGUAAGAUUGAAGAGAUAUCGGAAGCAGAAGCUGCAGAGUUUGAAAAGAAGCACGGUGAAAAGCGGAUUGUGAAUGAAAAAGAAAGCGCUGAGGAGAAGAAAACUGACGACAAGGAGCCAUCAGGUAGCGCAGAUGAUGAUGAUGAAGGAACCGGCUUAAUGCCAAAUUCGGGAAACGGUGCAGAUAUGGAGCAUUAUAGCUGGACUCAAACUUUGGCGGAAGUAGAGGUGCGAAUUCCAUUCAAAGUUGGAUUCCCCCUCAAAUCGCGUGACAUUGAAGUAAAAAUAGGGAAACAUUAUAUUCAUGUUGCUCUGAAAGGACAUCCUCCAGUUAUCGAUGGUCAACUACAUGAGGAAAUCAAAACUGAGUCGUCAGCUUGGGUGCUCGAAGACAAGAAAAACGUGACGAUCACUUUUGAGAAGUUGAAUCAGAUGACUUGGUGGACGCGACUUGUGAAAGGUGAUCCGGAGAUAAAUACCAGAAAAAUUGUGCCUGAGAACUCGAAACUAUCCGACUUGGAUGGUGAAACCAGGAAAAUGGUAGAAAAAAUGAUGUACGAUCAACGCCAGAAAGAACUAGGGCUUCCAACGAGCGAAGAGAAGCAGAAGCAUGACCUUAUCAAAAAGUUUAUGGAACAACAUCCUGAAAUGGAUUUCUCGAACGCGAAGUUUGGCUAA
This is a messenger RNA of Haemonchus placei, 990 nucleotides long. Lineage: Eukaryota; Metazoa; Nematoda; Chromadorea; Rhabditida; Trichostrongylidae. The record is from the annotation of a GenBank genome assembly.